AUGAGCGUAGCGACUCAGAACAAGGCGGGAGUACCCAUACCUCCUGCAAAUCAACACCAACCACAGCCACAUGCUGCUUCAAAGUCGAUACAAUUACCGCCAUCGCCGCCAGAGACGGUAGACGGAGAUGACAGCAAGUCCACCACUUCGACGUCAGAACCAGAUUUUCCGCUUCCACCACCAGCGAAUACCCCACCGCAAGUUCUGGAUGUCGACAAGCCUACACCAGAUGCGCAUGUGCCACGAGAUCCGAGACUAAUCCGGCUAACGGGCGUUCACCCUUUCAACACCGAAGCACCAUUGACAGACCUAUUCAAUGAGGGUUUCCUGACCAGCCCAGAACUGUUCUAUGUGCGAAACCAUGGUGCAGUCCCGGAGGUACAUGACGCCGAGUGUCUGGAUUGGGAAUUCUCGGUCGAAGGUCUAGUAGCAAAUCCCCUCAAAAUUACUCUACGACAGUUGCUGGAAGAAUACGAAAACGUCACAUAUCCUGUCACUUUGGUCUGUGCUGGUAACAGGCGGAAAGAGCAGAAUGUAGUGAGGAAGAGCAAGGGCUUCUCAUGGGGCCCAGCAGGUGUUUCAACAGCACUAUUUACUGGUGUGGUCAUGAAAGACAUUAUCGAGCGAGCGAAACCAUUGCGAAAAGCGAAAUACGUGUGCAUGGAAGGUGCUGACAAACUUCCUAACGGAUACUAUGGCACUUCCGUCAAGCUCAACUGGGUCAUGGACCCAAAUCGGGGUAUCAUGUUGGCGCAUAAAAUGAAUGGCGAGAUGCUAAAACCUGAUCAUGGCAAGCCGUUAAGAGCUGUGAUACCGGGUCAGAUUGGUGGUCGAAGUGUGAAGUGGCUGAAGAAGCUGAUCAUCACGGCUGAGCCUAGCGAUAACUGGUAUCACAUCUACGAUAACCGCGUACUCCCUACGACAGUCGACCCAGACGAGGCAGCCAAGAAUGCGAAAUGGUGGAUGGACGAUCGCUACGCCAUCUAUGACCUGUCGCCCAAUUCAGCCAUUGCAUGCCCUGCACAUGAAGAGAAGCUAACCCUCUCUUCGAGUCCUGAAUCGUACAACGUCCGCGGCUAUGCCUAUAGUGGUGGUGGACGACGUGUAACACGCUGCGAACUUUCUCUGGAUAAGGGAAAGACAUGGCGACUCGCAAAGAUCGACUACGCAGAAGACAAGUACAGGGCAUUUGAAGACCGACAACUCUACGGUGGAAGACUGGACAUGGAUUGGCGUGAGACGAGCUUCUGCUGGUGUUUCUGGAACCUAGAGAUCGCCACCGCCGAGCUAAAAGAGGCUGAUGACAUUGUGGUGCGGGUGAUGGACGAAGCGAUGUGUGUUCAGCCAAGGGAUAUGUACUGGAGUGUGCUGGGCAUGAUGAACAACCCUUGGUUUCGAAUUGUCAUACACAAAGAAGACAAUACUCUCCGCUUCGAGCAUCCCACACAACCCGCACUAAUGCCUGGUGGCUGGAUGGAGCGCGUCAAAAAGGUUGGCGGAAAUCUCACAAACGGAUACUGGGGUGAGAAGAUUGGCGGCGAAGAGCCGGAGCAUGCUGCUAUCGAGGAGGCAAAGGAGAUCAAGAUGACAAAGGAUAGUGUCGACAAGAUCAUUGAGAUCGAUGAGUUGCGGAAACAUGACAAGGCCGAGAAUCCAUGGUUCGUGGUCAACGGCGAAGUCUACGACGGUACUGCUUUCUUGGAAGGUCAUCCAGGUGGUGCGCAGAGCAUUAUCAGCGCUGCAGGCCUAGAUGCCACUGACGAGUUUAUGGCAAUCCAUAGCGAGACAGCCAAAGCCAUGAUGCCAGACUACCACAUCGGCACUCUCGACGAAGCAUCUCGUAAAGUCCUAGCAGAAGGCGAACACGUCCAAGAAUCCAACGAGCCGCGGCCUAGCUUCCUUGACUCCCGCACAUGGCGCAAAACACUCCUGUACUCUAAGAAGAAGGUCUCUUGGGACACACGCAUCUUCCGCUUCAAACUCGACCACGAAGACCAAGCCCUUGGUCUUCCCACCGGCCAACAUCUCAUGAUCCGUCUCCGCGACCCCGUGACCCGCGAGGCCAUAAUCCGCUCUUACACACCCAUCAGCCAAACGACACAGAAGGGAUUCUGCGACGUUUUGAUCAAAGUCUACGCCGAUACUCCCGGCCGUGCUGGUGGCAAGAUGACGAAAGCACUCGAUUCUAUUCCUACGGGCCAUUGGGUCGAUUUUAAAGGCCCGAUCGGCAAGUUUGAAUACCUUGGUCGUGGCCUCUGCGCUGUCAAUGGCAAAGAGAGGAGAGUGAAGCGCUUUUUCAUGGUUUGUGGUGGCAGUGGUAUCACGCCUAUCUUCCAAGUCUUGCGCGCUGUCAUGCAGGAUAAAGAGGAUACCACACAUUGCACUGUUCUCAACGGCAACCGCUUGGUCGAGGACAUUUUGUGCAGAGAGGACCUGGAUAACUUUGCGAAGGAUAAUGCAGAGAGGUGCAAGUUGCUGUAUACGUUGACACAAGGGCCAGAGGACUGGCAAGGCUUGAGGGGGCGCAUUGGUGCGCCGUUGCUGCAAGAACAUUGCGUGAAAGAUGAGGGUGAGAGCUUGGUGCUUAUUUGCGGACCGGAGGCUUUGGAGAAGGCUGCACACAAGGCGUUAAAUGAGCAGGGCUGGAGCGACGAGGAGUUGAUGUUCUUCUAA
This is a messenger RNA of Alternaria postmessia, 2673 nucleotides long. RefSeq lists its product as uncharacterized. The transcript is spliced from 4 exons. The coding region runs from base 1 to 2673 and encodes 890 amino acids. Lineage: Eukaryota; Fungi; Ascomycota; Dothideomycetes; Pleosporales; Pleosporaceae. Gene Ontology annotation, biological process: nitrate assimilation; nitric oxide biosynthetic process. Gene Ontology annotation, molecular function: nitrate reductase (NADPH) activity; heme binding; molybdopterin cofactor binding. The record is from RefSeq and is a predicted model, not a curated record.